Girardinichthys multiradiatus is the source of this 1270-nucleotide messenger RNA. RefSeq names its product cerebellin 4 precursor (gene cbln4). Gene Ontology annotation, molecular function: protein binding. The record is from RefSeq and is a predicted model, not a curated record. The coding region runs from base 656 to 1237 and encodes 193 amino acids. NCBI's taxonomy places the organism in Eukaryota, Metazoa, Chordata, Actinopteri, Cyprinodontiformes, Goodeidae. The transcript is spliced from 3 exons.
ACGGCAAAAUAAAUUUAACUGGUAACAAUUUCCUGGAAGGUUUAUUAUUUUUCUCCAUCUUCAUCUGAUGUAUGUUCUAAUUACUAUCAGUUAAUCAUGGUCUAGAUUGAGUUUGAGAAGAACAAAUUAUUUUGGAGAGAAUGAGAAAACGUAGGCUUUGGGACAUUUACGCAAAGAUAGUUCGUUAUUCUUCUGCCACACGUGCGUGCGUAAAGUGGAAGCCUGAGCGCGCACACAGGCGGAACAUCACUGCGGGAACAGCUGUUACCAGACGGGCUAUUCGGAGUAGGAGUGAGGGCUAUGGACGGUUCAUCAACUGAUUUAUCCCCUUUCACAGGAACCUUUUUUUGAUCAGCAUCCAGAGUGGUCCACUUUGGUCUCAUCUACGAGUUCUAAAUGAAUUCCGACUGAAAAUGAGAAAUUCAGACAACUGUAUAAUUUCUUUUUUUUGUUUUCGGAACAUGAAUUAGAGCUAAUAAGGAUUCAUUAUCAUUGAUGGUUCCGUCGAAUAUGGCUCAUCUCUUGGUCCAGUAAGAGAAUCUCACAGCGUCAGACGCGUCUGAAAACCAGUGGAGAGACUGGAAAACUCGCGCCGCACAGGAGCCGGUCUCGCCCUCUCUUCAAAUCGGAGCUGUACCAGGAAUAAACGAACGCCAUGGUAAACUCGUUCAUACUGCUGCUCAGCUGGACAGUGAUCUCCGGGGUUGCGAGAGCUCAGAAUGAUACGGAGCCGAUCGUCCUGGAGGGCAAAUGCCUGGUGGUAUGCGACUCCAACCCGGCCACAGACUGGAGGUCCUCAUCCUCUCCACUCGGCAUCUCCGUGCGCGCCGCCAACUCCAAGGUGGCUUUUUCUGCAGUCCGGAGCAACAAUCAUGAGCCGUCAGAAAUGAGCAACAAAACAAGAAUAAUCUACUUCGAUCAGGUGCUUGUGAAUAUAGGAAACUACUUCACAUUUGAGUCUGUGUUUCUUUCCCCAAGAAAAGGAGUCUACAGUUUUAACUUCCACGUGAUUAAAGUGUACCAGAGCCAAACUAUACAGGUGAACUUGAUGCUAAACGGAAAACCGGUCAUAUCUGCCUUCGCAGGCGACAAAGAUGUGACUCGUGAAGCUGCCACCAAUGGAGUUCUACUUUAUCUUGAAAAGGAGGACAAAGUUUACCUGAAGCUGGAAAAAGGAAACCUAGUGGGUGGAUGGCAAUAUUCAACGUUCUCUGGCUUUCUCGUUUUCCCUCUGUAAAAAGAAAAAAUAAAACAAGAAAAAGAAAGACAA